Messenger RNA from Fusarium odoratissimum NRRL 54006, 1077 nucleotides. RefSeq lists its product as uncharacterized. Bases 1 to 1077 code for a protein of 358 amino acids. Lineage: Eukaryota; Fungi; Ascomycota; Sordariomycetes; Hypocreales; Nectriaceae. Gene Ontology annotation, biological process: regulation of DNA-templated transcription. The record is from RefSeq and is a predicted model, not a curated record. The transcript is spliced from 2 exons.
AUGGACCCUCUGUCUAUCAUCGCCAGUAUUGCAGGUAUCGCAACUGCAGGCACGUCGCUCUCAAAGGCGAUAUACCAUUUCAUCUCCUCGACGCGUGGUGCAUCUCGUGAGAUGGUAGAGAUUGCCCGCAACAUUUCUGAUCUGUCCUGCAUACUUUCCGAGCUCCGUCACGUACUCCAAGAGAGCGCCGAUCUCUGCAGUCGCAAACUUCUGCGCCGUAUCAAGUCAGCAAUGCGCCGAAUUUCAGCGAUUCAUGAUGAUAUAUAUGCACUAAUGGAUAGCAGAAAAGGAUUUCAGACCUUUCGUUGGAGUCUCAAGCGGUCGGAAGUGCAGUACAAGCUCACAUUAGUCGAGAGCCAUAAAACUGCUAUUCACUUGAUGCUCAACAUUCUGAUUCUCGCGGCGACAACAAGAAAGGAAGCACAAUCCCAAGUCACUCAGACAACUUCGACCAGUGAAGGCAAGCAGAAAGAACCAGAGUCAGAGGUUCCUCUCCUUCGCCAGCAGUCAGAGAACCUCGCAUACGCAGCCUCUCAUUGUCUCGUUGAUCUCUCAGAGAACCAGGAAUUUGAGAUUAGCCAAUCAUCAAGCCAACCAAAGACCGAUUCCGGUAGUGAGAAUGAUGACGCUACGGGGCAGGUCCAGAUCCGUGGCUAUGGGUCAUCUGACGGGACAGGCCGAUGGCUUUUGGAACUUGUUUUCGAAAACUAUUCUAGAUCGGGUCAAGGUUCAGAGCCUCAAGACCAGAAUAUCGGAAAAGAACAUGGAGUUCCAGCUUCCGACAGAACGGCCAUCGUAGUCCGAACUCCAGCAGAACUACAAAUAGCCAUUUACGAACCCGGAGCAGGUCAACUUCUUAUCGACACACUUCUAGCGGAAUGGACAUGUCUUCCCAAAGACGAGAUUACCGGAACCUUCGUGCGCAAACCUGAAACAGGACAAGUGAAGCCCAGCAGUCCCGUUCCCACACAAAAAGAUGUCGUGGGCAUCCGCUUCAAAGACGCCGUUGGCCGCAAGUUCACGUUCCCAUACCACCUUGUUCAGAAAUGGGAGGCAAGUCGUAUCGUGCUGUCUUGA